GCUGCUGCGCGUGUUUUUGUUUUUUUUCUCCUCUUUCUGUCCAGGAAGUCUGGAAGUUGAGCAGAAGGCCAGAGAGGACAGCGCGGAGACGGAGGGCCAGAAAAGCGCCAGGAAUGGCUCGCUUCGGGAACGCGCUGAGCGGCUUCUCCAUCGCUCAGCUGUCGGAGCUGCUCGAAGACGACGAGAAGCUCAACAAGAUCGUGGAGGACGUUGAAGAGGUGAAGGAGGUGCAGCAGAGCAAGGACAUGAUCCUGGCCAGUAACCGGAGCCUGGCCGAGCAGAACCUCAGCCUACAGCCGAGGCUUGACCAUCAGAAGAACGAGCUCACCAAGCGCUACUGCCGUCUACAGGAGCAGUUUGAGGCCUACCAACUACGGAAGUCCACACUAGACCACAAGUCUGGCAGCAGUUCCUUGGACACUCUUCUCGCUCUGCUGCAAGCAGAAGGGGCCAAAAUCGAGGAGGAAACUGAGAACAUGGCUGAAUCUUUCCUGGAUGGCGACGUGAGUCUCGACACCUUCAUCGAUGAGUACCAGAGCAAGCGGAAGCUGGCCCACUUGCGCCGAGUGAAGAUCGAGAAGCUUCAGGAGAUUGUGCUGAAGUCCCCUCAGCUUCUCCAAGCUGUAGCCCAGCCAUGCCGUCCUAUGGCAGAACCAACUCCCAAACCCGUCCGUCUCCCAAGAGAGAUCAACGACUCCCCAGCCCCCGUUCCCCAGCCAAGACGGGCCCCUCCGCUGCCACCAAUCAAAAGCCCCCCUGCAGCACCUGCACCCCAGCCUCCUACUGCAUUUUCCUACCCAGCUACCCCAUACCCUCCUAUCCCACCCAGAGUGGGUCAAACCCCACCAAAUAUCAAUAUUGGAUACCCUUCCCUCUACAUGCCCCAGUACACCCCACCAGUCCCUCAGAGACCAGCGCCACGUUUGGCCCCCCAGCCAGGCUUCAUCUUGCAGUGACCUGGAAGGAACAGUAUAAGCACUGGACAAAUACCUGACCCUUCCUGGAUGUUCUAAGCCGACACUUAGAAGAAUCUUGUGCAUUGAAAUGCUGGAAAUUGAAUAAAACCGGGGGUCGUAUGGUCAUUUCUACAGUUAAAAACAGUAGCAUCUGGAGUGGGACCCUUUUUUUUUUGUUUGUUUUCUCUUGCACUUUAGACUUUGUGCUUCUGUCUUUGGAGUUGAAUCUGAGAUGACUGGUUACACUCCAGACGUCUGGUAAUUACAUUAAAUCUGUCCUCUUUUCAGCCAUUUUUUGUGAAUAAUCCCACCUGAAGCCAGACUGUGGGGUCUUUUUUUUUAAACCAGUAAUCCACUCCAAUGCGUUGUUGGUACAACCUGACUUGGUGGGGUUUUCAUUUCUUCCCUGUACACCGUUCGAUCGCGCCAAUCACGAAAAUAUCUUAGUCCACCGUUGUAUCGUCAUACAUUUCAUCUUUGACAAAGCUGCUUUGUCACUAAUGGUGAGGAUGAUAAAGAUGAAGCCUAUGCAAACAACAGAGACCAAACUGUGUCACAAAAAUUAGAUUUUUUUUUUCUCAUCCCAGGCUUAUAUGCACAGCCACACCUGCAGCCAAAGACAUUUUUCCAGUCGACUAGAUUCAGUUCUGUUCAAAGUGCUUGGGUAGAUUAGUUGAAGAUGUGGAAGCAGGACAAAGACUUGUAGCUUGAUUAGGAAAGUGAUUGUCAUUGGGAUACGUCAGUUGUAAUGAGUCUGGCAAGGUGAUGGUGACUUUCAGCUGAAAGCUUUAGUUGAUGUUUAAGCUUAAUCUAGGAAAUCUGGGAAGUCAUUGGCCGAUCUUGACCAGCGGUGUCUUCCUAUUAACAUUUAAGCUGGAAGUAGAAAUUCCACCAAUUAUUCAGUUGUUUUUGCAUCAUUAAGAUGUAAAGAAAGCCAUUCAUAGUGGUUUGAUGUGAAAUGGUUCAUUGUAUAAAUGCCUGACUGUUGAGGGUGUUGAUUUCUUUACAGCGGUGGUGAUGGGAAUGGGAAUGCCAACGUGAAUAGCCGUUUUGUUUACUAUCCAAGAUGACCAGCGAACCUACACGUCAUCCGAGUUGUUGAAGCGACGUUGAAGAUUGUAAAAUGGUGGUAAAUCCAAAAAUGUUUUCUAUGGGGACUGUUUUGCCUUACAAUAUCGUCUUCCAUGAAUGGGUAAGAAAAAUGGCGUUUUAGGAAUAAAUUUCUCUGAAUUAUCCUAAUAUGGUGUCUCAGCUUUAUGUAAUGGUUUUCUGUGUGGGAGCUUUUAGAGAUUCACCACUUUGGACGUCUGGUUCCCAUCACUCAUCGAUCAUUUUGACUUCUCUCGAGUGAUGCAUUUCACAUCAAACCACUUUGAACGAAUGGAAAAACUUUUAAAAACCAUGGAAUUCCCUCUUAAGGGAUGGUUUGGUUGGAAAGAUCUCGCUAAGCCUAACCAGGCUUCCGAUUCAGCCUGCAUUUAAGAAUAAAAGGCUGAGGGAACAUGGACAAAUUAUGUGGAUCGACAGAACGAAUAGGAAAGCAUUCAAAUCGAUCACUCCUUGAUACAUUUUGUGUUUGCUUGCACUUUCUUUUAAUAUUAUAACUAACACUGAAAAGCGAAUGAGAAAGGUAUGUUUGUCAUUUACCGAUUAAAUAUACGCAGAUGCAGGAUGUUGCAUUUGGUACAAAGAGGGUUCCCUAGUCUAAAUAAAAUAUGAUUUAACAUAUAGAAAUAUUAAUAUUGUUCAAUUUAAAGCUUUUUUUCCAGUACAGCCAUAAUAGCAUUGACUUUGUGAAAGGAAUAAUGUCACUGAUUAUAUUUUUGUUCGUUUUUCUUAUAAGGACAUAUUUAAUAGAUUUACUUCUUAUGCCAUGUACCACACACAUCUGAUUCUCCAUGUACCAGUUUACUAACAAGUCACUCGUAAUGAAGGUGCUGUCUCUCCAUGCCUUACUCCGAGUACUGUGCUUCUUAAGCCAUCAUUUCGAACCACUUCUUAACCCUAUUUCGAGUGGAAACCGAGCGAGCGGCUGAAGCUGGAACUGACAUUUCAGGUUUUACGUCGGCGCUGUGAACUGUUAGCCGCCUUGUGCCUGCAGGUAUGAUCGCUAUGCUCACCAUGGCCACUUCACACCUGCUUUUCAUUACCUUUAAAGGAAUAUUCCAGCCUGAGCUCCAUCAGCCUGUUGGUUUCCACGCACACUUGGCUAUGGAGAAGCUGCUUAAUUCCACAUGCAAAACAUGGUUUGUGAAUACCUCAGUCUUAUAUAUAAAGUAGACUGUAAAUCUGUAUAAUUGGUUCUUCCAGACAUGGGAGAGAUCUACAGUAUCCAGCUAAGCGACAUGGCUCAGUUUUCACAGGCUAAGCCUGACCGUCAUGGCCAUCAGAAAGCCCUGUCAAAAGUGAAAGUAACCAGGACUACUUUUUUUUUUUUUUUUUUUUUCCUGUGUUGCAGCAUUAGAAAGUUGGAUUAGGCCUCUUAAGAACAUCUUUGGUAGAACGUUCUCUAUUGUUCUGUGCCCCCGUAAUGCAAGCGUUUAUUCACGGAAUUCAGCAGCUUGUACUGUAACUGAAUUUUGAGGCUGAGAUGGUGAACCAUAAGAUCUGGAAGCAUUAGUUUAAAAAAAGGUGCUGGAAUAUUCCUUCAGCUAUUCAAGAUUCUAUGGCUGUGAGCACUGCUCUUGUCACGAAUGUGAAUAUAAUCUCAAGUGACCUUACGUACCGUACCUUCGGGUCAUUAGAAGAAGAAAAAAGACCUAAACCAUAUAAUCGUGUCUUGUAGUUGUAACCACAUGAACGUUGCUAUGCGGAGUUGCUUUACUGUGAAUAGGAUCAGGUUUCUCCUUCAUGUCCUAAUGUAGGGAGAGUCCUCGACACCCACAUUCAUUUAAAUGCUCCCACUUAUUGCCCCAUAAAUAUAACUGAAGUGCCUCUUGGUGUGAUAGUUUGGCCAAAUAUUUGCACAGUUUUGCCCCUUCCAUCCAAAUGUAGUGGAUCAGCCAAGACACAUUUACAUUUGAGAUCUAAAGUUUGCUUCUUUAGUUUUGUGCUGGUGCUUCAAGACUAAUGUAGCCAACAAGUAAGGGAAGCCUAUGUAUAGCAAUUAGCAUUGUGCAGCCUCAAACUGCGUCCAGUUGGACAGACGUUCUAGGGAUGUACGGUGAUACUGCAUUCAUGGUAGAAAAAGUCUGAAUGGUGUUGACUGGUGUUUCAAUCCAAAAUUUGACGUAUUUACUGUAGUCUGGAAGAGUGAGAUGCUUAGCUGACGUUGGUUUGUUGCUCUAAAGUGUCUAUUUUUACGUUUUUACUAUAAUAAUUUUACAUUUUAUUAUAAAUGUUAGCGUUUCGGCAACCGCUGACAAAUAUGUAUAUCGGCUAUUGGUGUCGGCCCACAGUUGGCAUAUCUGUGCAUCCCUAGAGUGCAUUGCGCAGCUUAGAGACUAGUAGCAUCCAUGGAACCUACAUUUUGUUCACAUAUGUUUGAUUUGAUUGAACGAUUUCUCAUUUGGCUGCUGAAAUCUAGCCAUGUUAGGGUUGCAUGGAUUUAUUGGUAUCAGCAAAACGUGGCCAAUAAAGUGCCAGGGUACUAGCAAGUAAUGGAAGCUUCUACGGCACCAAUAUGCAUCACGAAAACUGUGCGCCUGAAUCCUCACACUUGCCCCAGAAACAACAUUAGUGUGGUCGAGGUCACUGAACCAGUGAAUACAGUUUGAGACGGGUCAUUCUGCCAAGCACAGUAAAGCGUUUGUGCAUGGCUGUAUAUGAUGAUCUGGAGAUAAACUGCUGAAGUGUUAGCCAAGGCGCAGUUUGGACACCAGACUUGUUUGGGCUGAUCAGCUGCGUUCUGAAGGGGAAUAAUGGGUAAAUAUUGGGACAGAUCACCACUUUAAGCUCGUAACUGGCCCCUUCAUGGUUCACUGGUGGGAGAAAGUCGAGUGAAAAGCAUUGGCCUAGUCAUCCGAGCUCCAGGCACUUCUCGGACUGAACGUACAGCCCACGUCUCGUCUUAAUCGCGAUGAAAGCCGUGACCCAACCGAAAGGCCUGCUAGCAUCUCCAGGAGCCAGCGUUUCUUUUGGCCCUCGUGACUGUUUGUUUGUGUACAUGUUUGUCUUUGUUCAUGGUUCAGGACCCUCCCUGACUGUUGGCCGCACUCCUCAUGUACAAUGUGCUUUGUAUCAUUGCAGUUCAUGCCUGUGGAAAGUAGGUGGAGGUGGUGAAAUGGUCUAAUUUUGAGCUUAAUAAAGGAAAUCAAAGGUUU
This is a messenger RNA of Pygocentrus nattereri (red-bellied piranha), 5218 nucleotides long. It is a transcript of the gene vps37ba, whose product is annotated as VPS37B subunit of ESCRT-I a. The transcript has 4 exons. The record is from RefSeq and is a predicted model, not a curated record. The coding region runs from base 114 to 956 and encodes 280 amino acids. Gene Ontology annotation, cellular component: ESCRT I complex. Lineage: Eukaryota; Metazoa; Chordata; Actinopteri; Characiformes; Serrasalmidae. Gene Ontology annotation, biological process: ubiquitin-dependent protein catabolic process via the multivesicular body sorting pathway; protein targeting to membrane; protein targeting to vacuole.